AUGAUGUUCUCGUUUCGGAGUUUGCCUUCUUCUGGUUUCUGGGAACUAGUAGAGCAGUUCGUACGAUGUUGCUGGAGCUUGGAUAGUUUUACAACUAACUUUCUUCGAGCUCAGUGCCUCAGAGACCUGUCACUCAGAGAAGGGAGACUCUCGAACUGGCACAUUUAUUUGUUUUGAACCCAUUGUUUGGGAAAGGAAACUGCCUCGAAAAGUCAAAUAUUGGAAGACAUUCUCACCAUGACGAAGAAAGAUCUCGACGACGACGACUCUGUCCUCUCUUUCAGUGAUGAGCCAGGAGAGACCACCGCGAAAAGUAUGACCAGCGCUACCGGUACAGGCAGCGAGACCUUGUCGGAUUCGGACGUUUUGAAAAGCAGCUUGACGGAUGGCAAACAUGCCAUGUGCUUUCGCUUCCUAUUGCUGGGAGUGUUGGUGGUUGUUGCAGUUGUUGUCACAACAUUCCUCUACUUCUACCUCUCGAACUCCGAGCAAGCUGACUUUGAAGAUCAUUUCGAGUCUGAAUCAGAUAAGGUGUUCUCGGCGAUUGGAAGGACCCUGGACCAACGCAUGGGAAACGCCGAUGCCUACAUGUACCGUGCCGUGUCGUAUUCGAUGGCAGUGGGCAAGCAGUGGCCCUAUGCUGUCCAAGCCGAUCAUUGCGUCCAGUCGUCCAAGCUCCUCAUGCAGAUCAAAUCGUUUGUCAUCCAGUACUUCCCCUACAUCGCCACCAAAGAGGAUCGUCUCAAGUGGGAGAACUUUGUGCCCGAGAACAGAUGGUGGGUCGAAGAAUGCCUGGACGUUCAGGAGCAGGAUCCAAACUUCCAUGGUCCCAUCCUUAGAGAAUAUGACCUUGUCGAUAUCAUUUUCAACAGCACGGGUCUCAUGCCGGAAGACGCACCAGGGCCUUUCAUGCCUAAUUGGUUGGUACAUCCCGUCAUACCCUAUUGGACUCCCUACAACUGGAACGCCGUGGUCUAUGAAGAGUACAGAGUGCCGCUCCUGGCCGCUAUGGACUCGCUUUCGGUGGUUUACACACCGCUCAUAAACUACGCCCCACCGGAUGACCCUGCUCGCAUUGCUUCCGCAGCAACUACCAAUGGCUGGGCCAAAGACUUCAUCGACAACGAAGAUGAUCCAAGCGAACCCCUCAGUGCAAUGUACUACCCAGUCCACGAUGCAGUCAAGAAUGUAGUUGUGAAUUCUACGAAAGGAGUCAACGCUCUUGGGGUUUUGGCCUUCAACUUUUACUGGCGCCACGUUAUGGAGGAAAUUCUCGCGGAAGGGUCUCCUGGUGUGACUGCUGUAUUCAAGAACGAAUGUGGAAAUCAGUCGUUCUCGUAUCUCAUUAAAGGAAGCGAGCCCUCCUUUCUGGGUCAUAUCGAUGCGCACGAUGGGGAGUAUGAGUCCAUGUGUCAAUCAAGACCAUUGUUUGAUCUUUCCAACUUGGAUGGUCGCUACUCUGGUCGACCCAUCAACGCUGAGUUCUGCCCCUUUGAAGUGACUCUCUGUCCAACUCAGGAAAUGGAGGGUGUCUUUGUAACCAACAACCCCACCAUCUAUGCCGUGGCUGCCGCGUUUGUGUUUUUGUUCCUCAUCACGACGAUCGUCUUUUUGCUUUACGCCAUGGAAAUUACGCGGCGGCAGAAAAUCACACUGGCCAAGGCACUCCAAGCGAGGAACAUUGUGAACGAUGUGUUCCCCGCGAUUAUUCGCAACCGUAUGUUGGAGCAAGAGCAGGAAGCGAACAUUGGUGGGUACACCUCGAACAAGCAGCGGGUAAAGAGCUUUCUCAACAGUGGCACGGGGACGGAAGCAGGUGCACUUGGGAAACCCAUCGCGGACCUUUACACGAGUACCACCAUUAUGUUUGCAGAUGUAGCUGGCUUCACCCCCUGGAGUUCAACAAGAGAUCCCGGACAAGUCUUUACGUUUUUGCAGACGAUUUACCAGGGUUUUGACGCUAUCGCCCACAGGAGAAAGGUCUUUAAGGUCGAGACUGUGGGAGAUUGUUACGUUGCUGUCUGUGGGUUGCCAGAUGCCAACAAGCGGCACGCUGUAGUCAUGGCACAUUUCGCCCAAGAGUGCCUGUUCAAAUUCAAUGAACUAACCAGGAAGCUCGAGAUUCAGUUGGGACCGGACACAGGAGACAUGAUGCUCAGGAUUGGCCUGAACUCUGGUCCAUGCACUGCUGGGGUACUUCGUGGAGAUCGAGCACGUUUCCAGCUCUUCGGAAACACGGUUAACCUCGCGUCAAGAAUGGAAAGUCAUGGUCUUCCCAACAAAAUUCACCUCUCCAAAGCCACGGCAGACCUUCUCGUAAAGGAGGGGAAAGGUACAUGGAUCACACCCAAUCAAGCCACAGUACAUGUCAAGGGCAAAGGAGUCCAAGAAACCUUCUGGCUCGUCCCUACAUCCAAGUACGUCGUGAGCACUGCUUCCGUUCGCAGCCAAGAUACCUCUGAAGGAAAGGCUUCCAGAAAGACCACUCGUUUGAUCGAAUGGAAUGUGCAGGUGCUUUCCAAUCUCUUGAAACCUGUAGUUGCUAGGCGAAAUGCUGUCCAGGCCGCGCAGAAGAACAAUAGAUUGUCCUCGAAGAAAGGCGACUUGCGACUUGAAGGCGCGAAAUCUGGAAGGCGACCUCUCGACGAAGUUCAGGACGUUCUCAAGCUCCCGACGUUUGAUGACAAGGCUGCAUCACUGGAACUUGAUCCUCAGACAAUUGCCUUGGAGCCCAUCGUGAUCGAGCAGCUUCGGCGGCUCGUUACCGAGAUCAGCAAGCUCUAUCACGACAACCCUUUCCACAACUUUGAACACGCCAGUCACGUGGCCAGCUCCGUGUCGAAGCUCCUCAAACGAAUUGUUGCCCCUGAUAUUGAAGUGUCAAACGACGAGGGUGCAGCCUUGGGUCUUCACGAUUAUUCCUAUGGCAUCACUGGUGACCCCCUGACACAAUUCGCUGUGGUUCUAUCUGCUCUGAUUCAUGAUGUGGACCAUCGGGGUGUCUCGAACAUGCAGCUCGGCAAAGAGCAGCCAGACCUUGCUGACCAUUAUAACAACAAGAGCUUGGCAGAACAGAACUCAGUGGAUAUUGCCUGGGAGUUGUUGAUGAGAAACGAGUAUAGAGAGCUUCGCGCCUGCAUAUAUGGCGACAGCGAGGAGGACAUGCGGAGGUUUCGCAAGAUUGUCGUUGCGGUUGUCCUUGCUACGGACAUCUUUGACAAGGAACUCAAUGACCUUCGUAAAGGUCGUUGGACAAAGGCGUUUUCGAAGGAUCCCCUUGAAGAUGAUUCAAGCCGCAAGGACUUCAAGGCCACAAUUGUCAUUGAGCACUUGAUCCAGGCUAGUGACGUGUCCCAUACCAUGCAGCACUGGCAUGUGUACAGGAAGUGGAAUGAGCGUUUGUUUCUGGAGAUGUACCAUGCCUACAAAGAAGGACGCAUGGGAAAAGACCCUGCUACAUUCUGGGCUGCCGGCGAGAUUGGAUUCUUUGACAAUUACAUCAUCCCGUUGGCUGCAAAGUUGAAGGAAUGCAAUGUGUUUGGGGUCUCCAGUGACGAGUAUCUCAACUAUGCACUUGAAAACCGUGAAGAAUGGGCGCGGAAGGGUGAAGGCAUCGUUGAAGACCUCAAGAAGAAGUACACUGCGAUCGAAAAUGAAGGGUCUUCUUCCUCUCAGAUGCUUUCAGCCCUCGUCGAAUCUGCUGAUGAUCUAGAUGACAUCUCUGUCUAAGGAGAGCACAUUGGGACGUUUUAGGUCGAAGGAGGUGGAUCAGGUGCCUCGAUUUUGCAUGAUGCAUACAAAAACAAAAAACAAGAAAAACACAAAGAUUCAUAGCUAGCUAGUAACGGGUCCCGACAUCAAGCACCCUUCGGGGGUCCAAGAGGGCAUGCAUACUAUACAUCUAACUAACUACACAUUGAUGGC
Seminavis robusta is the source of this 3924-nucleotide messenger RNA. The record is from the annotation of a GenBank genome assembly. Lineage: Eukaryota; Bacillariophyta; Bacillariophyceae; Naviculales; Naviculaceae.